AACGGAAAAAAUUUGAAACAAACUUUUUGGGAGUCUAAUCUUUCUUUUGGUAGGUUCCAUGUUUAUAUAGCCAUAAAACACAAUAUUCUGUGAAUGAGUUCAUGUAUAUACGCAUCUUUACAAAAUGUCAAAGUGGCAAUGUCGCAUCCUUUCAUCUUUCACGAUGUGGCCCUCGCUGGAAAAACGUUUGAACUUGAACACCCCAGCAUUAAAUGAAACAAAAGCAAAAGCACCUGGAAGCCUGGAAGGUGGCGCAAUCAGCUGUAAGGCAUUGCGUCGCCCCCUAGUGGACACAAGGCAACCACGCAGGUUGUGUUUCUGUUUGCUUUGCUGUUCUGCUUUACUAGUUGAGGCAUUCUUUUUAUUGCCAUAAAAAAAAACACAACACGGUAAAAGUGUCAUGCACGUGAGCUGACACGUGAACUGUGCACUUGGCAAAGUGUGGGUAGAUACUCCCGCCCACGUGAACCCAGGAAGUGAUUUUUGUUGGCACGCGCCAGUCUGGGUUACGGUGUUAAAAUGAAGAACAGCUAGCACUCACCAAACGCAUGUAUUUGUAAAGGCGGUGUAUUCUUGAGGAAAAGGUGCCUUCUGAAGGCGUCUUAAGAGUGUUUGGGCCAGGAGACAUGUUUCCCCUUGCCAGCUUGACAUCAAACCUGGUCACGCAUACGCUUGCCAUUUUCGCCGUCGACAGAUGAUGAGAUUCACAUCACAUCACAGUGGCCGUUUUGGUGUGCGAAAUAACCACACAAAGAAGUGAAACCGGAGUUUCAGCUUUCAUAUCCUUUUUGUGUUUGGGCUUCAUCAGCUGACGCUGCUUAGCAUUGUCGAGGAAACGCGACUCUCGCCCUCCAAGUGAUUCAACUGAAACCAUGAGCUCCGAAGACGGAAAAAACCUGGCAUUGCUUCUCUGCUGCUUCCUGAUGGCUGAGUGCGGUCAGGCAUCCCAGAAGAAGACCUCCUGCCACAUUCAAGGCAACAACGCCGACUGCAGCCGCCUCAGCCUCAAAGCCGUUCCCGCAAACCUUCCGGGGAACAUCACCAGUUUGGACAUGUCACAUAACAGGCUGGACCUGAUCCCGCCCUCGUCUUUGGCGCCCUACGCCGGCCUCCUCCACCUGAACGUCAGCUACAACAGCAUCAGCAGGUUGGACCGCGGGCUGUGUCACACUCUGCCCGUGCUGCAGACUCUCAACCUGGACCACAACCAAGUGUCCGUUAUUGGGGAAGAGGAUGUGCACGCCUGCAGCAGUCUGACGAGGUUUCUGUUGUCGAGCAACAAACUGAAGCUGAAAGGGGAACCCUUCUCUGGAUUACAGCGUCUGAAAUUCCUGGACGUCUCAAAGAAUAACUUGAACUCGGCUCGGCUUGGCUCCAAGCCUCAGAUGGACGAGCUGGAGGAGCUCAGUCUGGCAUUCAACAAGAUCACCACUUUGGCCAAGGAUGACUUUGCCCUCCUAAAACAUUCCAACUCCUUCAAAGUCCUCAACCUCGCCUCUUCAACCAUAAAGACCGUGGAACCUGGUUCCUUCAAACCUAUUUCACAACUCAACACCUUAAUCAUGGACGGGAGCAACAUGGGCACCACAGUCAUUUCCAAACUGUGCUCGGAGUUGUCCGGGACCUCCAUCAAGAGCUUGUCCCUGCAGAGGAUGAAGCUGGUCACUCUCACCAAUGCAACCCUCAAAGGUUUACGGCAAACAAAUCUAAGCUUCCUGGAUCUUUCCGGUAACGGAAUGGGUAAGAUAGAAAAUUACUCGUUUCAGUGGACAAGCAAACUGGAAACUCUGAUUUUGUCGGACAACAACAUCAAGCACUUGACCAUGUCAACAUUUGAAGGACUUAAAAGCUUGAAAAACCUGGUCUUGAUCAAAGCUCUGGUGAAAAGUCAUACCUCGUCCACGCCCAUCAUUGACGACUUCUCUUUCCGGCCGCUGAGCAGUCUGGAGAGUUUGUCUUUGCGGCAGACUUCAGCACGGGAAAUCACCGAACACACUUUCACAGGCUUGGAAAGUCUUAAAGAGCUCGAUAUGAGCUGGGGCAGUUAUGUGUCGCUAAAAACCAUCAACAAAAUGACACUCAUUUCACUUGGUGGCUCUCCUCUCUUGGAGCUCAACCUGACAGCAACGGGUAUUGGCCAGAUUCAACCUGGAGCCUUUUCCCAUUUGAAGAACCUCACAAGUAUUGCUCUGGAUUUUAAUUUCAUCAAGCAAACUCUGACUGGGAAGGAGUUUGAAGGCCUCGACCAGCUCAGGGAGCUUAACAUGUCCUUUAACCACCAGACAAUCAACCUCAGCUCCAGGUCGUUUGUUAGCGUACCCAAUCUGAAGGUCCUGACGCUAGCAAAAAGCCUUAUGGUUACAGCUCUCAACCUGGAUCCCUCUCCGUUCAAGCCCUUGUCCAAGGUCACCUACCUGGACCUGAGCAACAACAACAUCGCCAACAUCCAUGGCAAUCUGUUGGACGGGCUUGUGAACCUGCAGGUCCUCAAGUUGCAACACAACAACCUGGCCAAAUUGUGGAAGGACGCAAAUCUUGGCGGGCCGAUGCUAUAUCUGAAAGGCUUAGAGAACUUGCUAAGCCUCCAGAUGGACAGUAACGGCCUGGAUGAGAUCCCCACGAGGGCACUGAGCGGGCUCACUAACCUCCAGGAACUGAGCCUCAGCAACAAUCUGCUCAACAACCUGAAGGACCCGGUCUUUGAAGGUCUGACCUCCCUGAAGGUUUUACACCUCCACAGGAACAUGAUCACGGCUGUAAGACCCGAAGUGUUCCGAACACCCCUGAGCAAUCUCAGCUUGCUCAUCAUGGGCAGGAAUCCCUUUGACUGCACCUGCGAGAGCAUCCUGUGGUUUGUGACGUGGUUGAACAACACCAAUACGACCAGCGUGCCUGGCCUCAGGGAUCAGUAUAUGUGCAACACACCCAUGGCUUACUUCAACCACUCAGUCAUGGAUUUUAAAGCCCUUUUUUGCAAGGACAUGACGCCUUUCCAGGCUCUUUACAUACUGAGCAGCACCCUUGUGGUCUUGCUGACCGUAACCGCCCUGCUGAUGCGCUUCCAUGGCUGGAGGGUUCAGUUUUACUGGAAUAUUCUGAUCAAUCGAGCACUGGGAUUCAGCGACGCCAGAGUGGAAGAAGGCCGGCAAUUUGAAUACGACGCCUACGUCAUCCAUGCUGAGGAAAACACCGACUGGGUGGAGAGAGCCAUGAAGUCUUUGGAAAGUGAGAGUUGUAGAUUUUGCGUGGACCAUCGGGAUUUGGUGCCAGGCAUGUCCCAGCUGGAGUCCAUCGUGGACAAUAUGAGAAAUUCACGGAAAAUCCUGUUUGUCGUCACGGAGAACCUUCUCAGCGACCCGUGGUGCAGCCGCUUUAAAGCCCAUCAUGCCCUGCACCAGGUCAUUGAAGCCAGCAGGGACUCCGUCAUCCUGGUCUUCCUGCAGGACGUGCACGACUACAAGCUGUCCCGAUCACUCUUCCUCCGCAGGGGAAUGUUGCGUCCACGCUGCGUACUCCACUGGCCUGUGCAGAGAGAGCGAGUGCCUGCCUUUUACCAGAAGUUGCGGAUCGCCCUCGGAUUGACCAAUCAAUUUCACAGUUGACCCUAUGGUGCCAUAGUUUCACUUGUCAACCGUUGAAAUGUUUAGGUCAAGGUUUAUUACAUGUCCGGAGCACAGAAUGCAAGAAGCGACAAGGACCGUUGUUCAGUUUUUUGGGUCUGCUGGUUAGUUAGCAGGAUUGUGCAUUCACCUCGUACUGCUUCCACGCAACCUUGUAGACGGGUAAAAGAUGGUCAAAAAUCAGACUUAAGUCUUGUAUUGGAUCUCAGAUUGUGUCCCCUAAGAGUGUACAAUAUGAAUGACAAUGACACGGUUAUUUUUUGUUAUAGAUUUAAAAUGUCAGCCUGGUCAUUUUCUAUGUAUAUCAGAUAAGCACGGAUGCACAGUUUAAUGCUGGAGAGUCACUGUGACAUCUAGUGGCCAUGCAGUCUUACUACGCCCCAUGUAUCGUCAUCAAAGAUACUACUUGUAUUAUUGAGCAUAAAACUAUUCCUGUUCAUAAAGUAAUACAAAUAUUCAGAAAAGUUUAAUUUAGGAAAAAAAGUAUUAAAUUGCAUAUAGUGCUUAUACAAUGUGUUUUUAUACAAAUCAAUUAAUAAUAUGCUAAAGAUUUAUGAAUAUUUUAUAGUUUAUUUCUAAACUCAUUAACCAUUAAGAUUGUUUUUUUAUUAAUUAUACAACAUAUGUGUACAAUAUGUCAAAUAACAAAAAUGUUAGAAAUAUAUUACAAUUUAGUAAUCAAAUAAACAUACAUAUAUCCAAAAGUUGUAUUAUUUACACCACUAAAUUGUAUAUAGUGCUUUCACAGUAGGUUAUUUAUACAAAUGUAUAAUAAUGUAAAAUUCUAUUAACCAUUUUACAUUAUUUUUAAAUUCAUAUAUGAUGUGCACAAUAAUUGCAAUGUACAACAGAAAUUGUAUGAAUGUGUUAUAUAUUACGGACACAAUUAACUAAUAAAUAAAAAAACGUAUGUAAAUAAAUUGUAUUUAUACUAAUUAAUUUAUAAUGCAAUGACACAAUUUGAUGAUACUACAAGUUUAUAAAUGUAACAUUCUGCUUCUGGGUCUUGUUUGUGUUGUUUCACU
Molecule: messenger RNA, 4645 nt
Organism: Dunckerocampus dactyliophorus (ringed pipefish)
Lineage: Eukaryota; Metazoa; Chordata; Actinopteri; Syngnathiformes; Syngnathidae
Gene: tlr3
Product: toll-like receptor 3
Exons: 6
Coding region: 873-3602 (909 amino acids)
Biological process (GO): immune response; toll-like receptor signaling pathway; inflammatory response
Cellular component (GO): membrane
Molecular function (GO): transmembrane signaling receptor activity; protein binding
Source: RefSeq, a predicted model, not a curated record